UCUCUCUCUCUCUCCCACUGGUGAGUCUCUCUCUAUCUCUCUCUAUCUGCCUCUCUUUGAAAUUGCAACACUUUCUUUCAUCUCUUUCUUAGAGCUCUCUCAGACUCUGCAUUGCGAAGUUUAGAAGGCAGAUUCAGGCUGCUUACCCAAAUUGAGUGUAAUGAUUUAUGUUGUUCUUGUCUAAGGCUUGUAAAUAUGAAGAAGGAAAAUGUGCUUCCUACUAAUGUUGGAGAUAUUAGUGGUCGAAUAACACGUUCACGUGCAGCCGCCUUGUGUGCAUCUGGCAGGAUGCCCUCUUUGAGGGCAUCUGCACAACUAGGUCAGAAGCAUAUUUCACGAGCAAAAUCAAAAAGAGCAGCCUUGGAUGAGAACAACACCAUUGCACCUGAUAAUGCAGGCAAUAAGCCUAAGAAGAGAGCAGUGCUUCAGGAUGUCACAAAUGUUUGUUGUGAGAAUUCAUAUAGGAGUUGUUUCAAUGCAACUAGAAUUCAGGCUAAGAAUGGAAAGCAGGCAAAAAAGAGUCAGCUCAAUGUGUCCAAAGUGGCUCCUUCACUUGCUGUAGAAGUCCCACAUCUUCAAGCCAAGCCAAAGAGUAAAACUGUUCAAGAAACCCUAAAAGUAGAGCCUAAAUCAGAAGUUACUUGUUCAACUACUUUUGAGAAGGAUGUGCAUUCUCAGCAAAGUGACAUAAGUGAGUUUGGCACAAGUAACCACUGGCUUCCAGAACAAUCCACAAUUCCAUCACAACCCAGCAGUUCUCUGAAGAAAGUGGAGAAACCUGGCCUUAUUGAAAGUGGGAUGAUAUCAAGUGAUCCAGACUUUACAGACAUUGAUUGUGAUCACAAGGAUCCUCAACUCUGUAGCCUCUAUGCUCCUGGCAUCUAUAACAGCUUCCGUGUUGCUGAGCUUUUCCGAAGGCCAAAUUCUACUUACAUGGAAACAGUACAGCGAGAUAUCACUCAAAGCAUGCGUGGGAUUCUGGUUGAUUGGCUUGUGGAGGUGUCUGAGGAAUAUAAGUUGGUGCCAGAUACACUUUACCUCACAGUCUAUCUCAUAGACAAGUUUCUUUCUCAAAAUUACAUUGAAAGGAACAGACUUCAACUACUUGGUAUUACCUGCAUGCUGAUUGCAUCCAAAUAUGAAGAGAUUUGUGCACCACGUGUAGAAGAAUUUUGCUUCAUUACCGACAACACAUACACAAAGGGGGAGGUGUUAAAGAUGGAGAUUCUAGUGUUGAAAUAUUUUAGCUUUCAGAUAUUUGCUCCUACGGCCAAAACGUAUCUCAGGAGAUUCCUACGUGCAGCACAGGCUUCUUACAAGAGCCCUAGUUAUGAACUGGAGUACUUGGCCGAUUAUCUAGCAGAACUGACAUUGAUUGACUACAAUUUCUUGAAUUUCCUUCCUUCGGUCAUUGCUGCAUCAGCUGUAUUCCUGGCUAGAUGGACAUUGGAUCAGACAAUCCAUCCUUGGAAUUCAACUCUAGAACACUACACUUCGUACAAGGCAUCAGAUAUUAAAACUACAGUUUUUGCAUUACAAGACCUACAAUUGAAUACCAAUGGGUGUCCUCUGAGAGCUAUAAGCAUGAAGUAUAGGCAGGAAAAGUUCAAAACUGUGGCAGCUCUGUCUUCUCCGAAACUGCUCGACACAUUAUUCUAAAGAUAAGUUCACUUGAUGUACGUUAUAAGAAGUUGCUGACAUGAUUGCUUCUCAAACCAAAGUUCCCUUCAGACCAUAAUUUCCUUCUUGAGGUUGUACCUGAUAUCUAAUCAGAACCCCUUUCCUUAUUUAUAUAAACUUUCUGAUCUUUAUUCGUUCCCACUCCUAAAACUUUGUUUAUAGGUUGUUGCAACUUUUAUCGGUUUUGGUACCUUCUGAUCUGUGGUUGUAAAGUUGUAUCUGAGAAUAGGGUUGUGAUGCCACUAAGCUAGAGUUCUGAUGUAACAACUAGUAGCAAUGUUCUUGGCACGUCAGUCACCAGAAAAUUUUUUGUUAGAUUGUAAAAAUUUCAGACACAGAAUGUAACCAGUUGAAUGUAACUGCGGCAGCAUUUGGCCCAGAAGAAGUAAUUGUGUUGUAACAUUUCUUGUCUAUUCUUGCACCAGUGGAGGUUGUUUUGCUUA
Manihot esculenta (cassava) is the source of this 2123-nucleotide messenger RNA. Its product is annotated as cyclin-A2-4. Gene Ontology annotation, molecular function: cyclin-dependent protein serine/threonine kinase regulator activity. Gene Ontology annotation, biological process: regulation of cyclin-dependent protein serine/threonine kinase activity; mitotic cell cycle phase transition. The record is from RefSeq and is a predicted model, not a curated record. The transcript is spliced from 12 exons. Gene Ontology annotation, cellular component: cytoplasm; nucleus; cyclin-dependent protein kinase holoenzyme complex. Bases 196 to 1659 code for a protein of 487 amino acids. NCBI's taxonomy places the organism in Eukaryota, Viridiplantae, Streptophyta, Magnoliopsida, Malpighiales, Euphorbiaceae.